CCUCACUCAAGGUACGGUGUAAGGGCCAGGUGAAGGUCUAAGAUGGUCAGGCCCAGAGGAGGGAGGAGCCCAGGUUGUGGCCUUGGGAAGAAGGAAGAGUUAGGGUCUAGAACGGCAUUUCAGAGGAGGGAACAGCGUCAGAGGCCUGAACCGUUAUGCAGAAGAUCCAGGGGCUUUCCUUGUCCAGGAGGAAUUUGGGGGUGGAGGUGGAGGGAAAGGCAGCAGGACCCAAACUGUCGAUGGCCCCAUGUGCCUGGCCGAGGACUUUACUCUUUCUGUGGACCGCUUCCUGUGUUAGGAGUGAGGGACCACAGAAACCAUUCAACGUAAUGGGCUCUAGAACAAGGCCUGUGUGGAGUUUUGUGUAGAGUUUCUGGCAUGGUACUCAUGGUCUCUGCUUGGAAUGGUUUUAUCUUUUUCUUUUCUUUGUGACUGGGCACGAAGCAGUUACACUCAACAGUUAAUUUACUGGCUGCCUGCUGUGUAACGGGCACUUCCAGCUGGUGGGGCCCAGCCCUGGACCAGACAAGGGCCCCCCAAGAAGCUUGCAUUCUAGUACGAGGAAAUUGAGAAGUAAAGCAGAGAGUUACAGAAUGUCCGAAGGGGACAGUGUUGGAGAUUCCGUCCAUGGGAAACCUUCAGUGGUGUACAGAUUUUUCACGAGGCUUGGACAGAUUUAUCAGUCCUGGCUAGACAAGUCCACGCCGUACACAGCUGUGCGAUGGGUCGUGACGCUGGGCCUCAGCUUUGUCUACAUGAUCAGAGUUUACCUGUUGCAGGGUUGGUACAUUGUGACCUACGCCUUGGGAAUCUACCAUCUAAACCUUUUCAUAGCUUUUCUUUCUCCCAAAGUGGAUCCUUCCUUAAUGGAAGACUCAGACGAUGGCCCGUCAUUACCAACCAAACAGAACGAGGAAUUUCGUCCUUUUAUUCGAAGGCUUCCAGAGUUUAAAUUUUGGCACGCAGCUACCAAGGGCAUCCUUGUGGCCAUGAUCUGUACCUUCUUCGACGCGUUCAACGUCCCGGUGUUCUGGCCGAUUCUGGUGAUGUACUUCAUCAUGCUUUUCUGUAUCACGAUGAAGAGGCAGAUAAAGCACAUGAUCAAAUACCGGUACAUACCAUUCACACACGGGAAGAGGAAGUACAAAGGGAAGGAGGACGUGGGCAAAGCCUUUGCUAGUUAGAGCCGGACUGAGUCUGUCGCACGCAUUGGAAGAACGGUUUUGAGCCAUUGUAACAAUGCCUUUUUUCUUCACAUAAAGUAGUUGAUUACGAGGGAGUCGAAUUUUCUUUUUAAAAAGGAUCUUCAAUUAUUUGUAACUGAAAUAUCAGGUUCUUGAAGAAACUGGC
Messenger RNA from Propithecus coquereli (Coquerel's sifaka), 1350 nucleotides. RefSeq names its product retention in endoplasmic reticulum sorting receptor 1 (gene RER1). Lineage: Eukaryota; Metazoa; Chordata; Mammalia; Primates; Indriidae. The coding region runs from base 594 to 1184 and encodes 196 amino acids. Gene Ontology annotation, biological process: retrograde vesicle-mediated transport, Golgi to endoplasmic reticulum; protein retention in ER lumen. The transcript has 7 exons. The record is from RefSeq and is a predicted model, not a curated record. Gene Ontology annotation, cellular component: Golgi membrane.